AUGGAUAAACAAAAUGAGUGGACGUGUGAUGCGAAUGAUGCAGUGGAAAUAUCCAUGGUCCAACCCGCCGAAGAUGGCCAGAAGCUCACCACUCUCUCAACGUUUUACCCGCAGUUCACCUAUCCGAUCUUCGGGGACGAAGAGACGAUAUUUGGCUAUAGGAAGCUGAAUAUCCGGCUUCGCUUUACCGCCCAUGACCUCCAAUCGCACGUCCAUAUCUCAUACGAUGAGAAGUUUAAGCAGGUGGAAGAUAUAAGUGCUGCUGAUCUCCUUGGGAUCCUCAAGCCAUGCCUUCCUGAAGCUUCAUUCUCGACCUUCGAUGAAUUUCGGCAGCGCAUAAACCAGGACGAUGCGGCAAAAUUUACACCUCCGGGAAAGCUUGUACAUAGCUAUUCUAGGGAUGAUAGAGAUUACGAAAUAUGGGCAGGCUCUCUUGCCGACCCGGAGGUGCGUAAAGUACUUGAUAGAAUACAGAUUUUUGUCUCGUUCUUUAUUGAAGGCGGAACCCCCAUCGAGACAGAGGACUUCGACUGGACACUAGAAAGAUGGAUAAUAUAUUUCGUAUAUGAGAAACACAGAAAACCUUCCAACCCCAAGGCGUCCAGAUAUUCCUUUGCAGGAUAUGCAACUACAUACAGAUGGUACUUUUACCACCCAAAGUCAUCGAGUGAUGCAAAGUUAGGGAUCGAAUCGAAGACAGAGGACGCAUUCGACUCAUUCCCACUUUCAAAGAUACCCGCGCGUCUACGUAUCGCCCAGUUCCUCAUCAUCAAGCCUCAUCAACACGCCGGCCACGGGUCUCAACUUUACCGAACGAUUCAAAAGGCAUGUCUUGAUGACCCUACCAUCUUUGAGCUAACAAUCGAAGAUCCAAACGAAUCAUUCGAUGCUCUUCGAGACUCAAAUGACUACCAUACCCUAAAACCAGAAUUCAUCAAACAUAAUGUCACAAUCAACCCCGACCCACUCCCAACUACAAGUUCUUCCGGAACAUCCUCUUCUAAACCUCCCAAGCACCCCCGCGUCAUGCCAACAUCUCUCUUAAUCCCCACAAAAGCGCUCGACGAACUUCGACAAGAGUUCAAAAUCGCCCCUACACAAUUUGCCCAUCUCGUUGAGAUGUAUCUCCUCAGCAAGAUACCUGAAACUCAUCGUGGCGCGGAGAAUGUUAACAUGACCCGUCUAACGUCACAAAAGUCCCGCUUGCAAAACGAACAUGACAGAAGGUACUAUUGGUGGCGUAUGCUGGUUAAGCAACGCUUGUAUAAACGACAUCGCGACAUGCUGAUACAGAUCGAUAAAGAUGAAAGGGUGACUAAACUAAAUGAGACGCUGCAGAACGUUGAAGAAGGGUACGAUGUUUUGCUGAAGGCAUUUGAUGAGCGCGCUUCGCAAAAGCAGAACGAGACAGAAAAAGGGAAAAGAAGAGAACAAGAAGAAGACAACGAUGGAGAGGACGAAACUCCUGUCUCUAUGAAAAAGAAACAAUCGAAGAGGAAAUUUACCAUUGAAGAUGGCGAUGAGAGCGAGGAACCCCGGCCCAGGAAUGGGAGCGCAAAGAAGGCCAAAAUAUAA
Microsporum canis CBS 113480 is the source of this 1575-nucleotide messenger RNA. Its product is annotated as histone acetyltransferase type B catalytic subunit. Gene Ontology annotation, biological process: subtelomeric heterochromatin formation. The record is from RefSeq and is a predicted model, not a curated record. The coding region runs from base 1 to 1575 and encodes 524 amino acids. Gene Ontology annotation, cellular component: nucleus. Lineage: Eukaryota; Fungi; Ascomycota; Eurotiomycetes; Onygenales; Arthrodermataceae. The transcript is spliced from 4 exons. Gene Ontology annotation, molecular function: histone H4 acetyltransferase activity.